Messenger RNA from Solanum tuberosum (potato), 2789 nucleotides. Its product is annotated as protein LONGIFOLIA 1. Bases 380 to 2566 code for a protein of 728 amino acids. The record is from RefSeq and is a predicted model, not a curated record. NCBI's taxonomy places the organism in Eukaryota, Viridiplantae, Streptophyta, Magnoliopsida, Solanales, Solanaceae. The transcript is spliced from 5 exons.
UAUUAGAUUAGAUGCAGAUCCCCAAUAAACCACAUGACCUCGGGUAUUUAAAAACCCCACAAAGCGCAAGUGAAGAAUAGUGGCCAUUGCCUCGUUAUAGCGCAUAUCGAUCACUUCACCCAACACUACUACUAGAGAGAGAAAGAGAAACCUUUAUUAUUGCAAUCUCUUCAAAUUUCUAUUCCCAAGACUAGAUAGAGUUAGUUUUCUGGUCUUUGGUCUUCUCCUCCUCCUGCUAUUUCUUACUUGCUUGGGAGUGAGUGACUACUGCAAGUGUAAGUACAAAGAGAGGGGCACAGGACGAGAAAUACAGAUAAAAAGCAAAUUUUUCUUCACUAGAAUCAAAAGCUUUUUGAAAAGAAAAAAAACUCUCACACAAAUGGGUAGAGAGUGGUUAUACUGGGGCAGUGGCAGUGGUACUAGUAAUAAAUCCAGUACUCAAAGAGGAAGUAGAAGAAAAACAAAAGGAGAAGAAGUCAUCAAUAAUAUUAUUAAUGAAGAAGCUACACCUCCUCCUGGUGGCUGCAUGUGUUUCCAAAUCUUCGAUUUACCCCAUUUUCAAGUAGCUUUGAACCAACAAUCUCGCUCUCUCAAGCAACAUCAUCAUCAUCAUCCUUCUUUCUUUCAACAACACAAAGAACCUUCUCUCCUCAAAGGAGUUGAAGCACCAAGAAACAGCUUGGAAUUAGAUGAGCCUGUUCCAGAACGGAAAUCAGUAUCAAGUUCAUUGUCGUCUUCAUCAACCAUGAAAGUAGACGAACAAAAUUUGAAUAUCCCGGUAGGUAUUCAAAUCAGAACAAGCUGUGAUUCGAGAUCACCGCGAGUGUCAACAUCAGGCGGAUCAAGAACAAGGACAGAUCAUGAUAUAUCAUCAGAAUGUAGCAGCAGCUCACCAGCGGGGACCAAGACCCCAACUCUAGUAGCUAGGCUAAUGGGCCUUGAUCUCAUCCCUGAAAACAAUAACUCUCCUCGCAUUUCAAUUUCAACUAAUUGCAAUACAAAGUCACAGUCAAAGAAUGUGUUGGUUAACAAUAAUAAUAGCAGUAAAAACAGAAGACGAUUCAGUAGCUUUGAAAGUAGUGAUACUAAUUAUAUCACUACAGGUACUCUGUCACUACCAGAGACGCCCAGAAUAUCUUUAGCCAGAAGGUCAGAUGUAGAUCAUCAUCAACGCCACCAGCAUCACAGGUUAUCUCUUCAAAUUAACAAAGAGAACAUGGGUGAUGCAUUUGAAUUUUCAGAUUCUUCUUCUACUACCAGUGUCAGUAGGAAAAUGGCGAGGAACAAUAGGAUGAGUUUUUAUCAACAAGAAAAUGAUAACCAAACGAGAAGUCCAGGGUACUAUGCUAGGCAGAUUGUGAAGCAAGUGAAAGAAAGCGUCAGCAGAAAAGUUGGUCAUGACAUUACCAACACUGCUAGUACUAGUAUCAGGAGAAAAGAUGAUCAAUUAGCUGCUAAAUAUGAUCAAGUUGUGUUGCUCAAACCAAAAAAAGCAUCAAAUGGAAAUGACGAUGAUUUUAGACCAAGCAAACAAACAACUCCUUCUUGCUCACCUAGGUUCAGAUUUUUGGAGCCCAAGAGUACUGGUACUAAACAUCAAACCUCUCAUUCACCCAAAUUUUCACCAUUAUCUCCGCUUUCAGAGACUACCACUUUAUUAUUACCAGCAAAAAUUGUCACUAAGCCUAAGCCUCAAAGUUCGCCGAAAGAUCAAGUGCAACAAAGAAAAGGUGACAAAUUUGUUCCAAAGAAGCCACCGCAAGCUUGUGAUGCUAUUCGGAGCAAGAAGGAAGAGCUAUUUGUUCGUUCAGCAGCAGCAACAAAUAAAGCAAAUUUUGCGGAGAAGAAAUGCAAGCUGAAAACUCCAUUGUCAAAUCAACUUGUUAACACCAGUACUGUUCCAACUAUUUUGCCAUUAAGGAAAGACCCGUCUCCUCCAACCACCAAGUUACUCAUUAAGCAGUCUCAGGAAUCAGAUACUUAUCCAUCGAAAAGGAGCAGCAGAGAGUUAUCUAGUAGUUCGAGCCAUAAUAAUUCGUACUACUACAAACUCACCACACUCCAAGAAAACCGCGACAAAUGUAACGGUGUCAUUUCCAUUGAUGGACUCAAUUUUCAUCAUCAGUACAUUCAGAGAAUACUAAAACGUACGGGUCUUGACAAAACUACUCCAAUCUCCUUAGCCAAAUGGUACUCUCCUUCUCACCCACUUGACCCCUCCAUUUUUCACUACUUAGAACUUUUCAAUUCUACCACACAUAAUUUAACCCUCAAAUGCAAUCGAAAGUUAAUUUUCCAUCUUGUCGACGAGCUACUGGUCGAUAUCUUGAUGAAAAAUAACAAUUUCAAGCAUCGAUCGAUGGAUGGGGAGGAAUUGAUUGACACAUUGUGCUCGAGAAUACGAAGUUUUCCUUCAGCUAAUUGUCAAGUUCUUGAAGAUAUUGAUGCAUUGAUAGACAAAGAUAUGGAAAUUGGUGCAAGUGUAUUUUUUGAGGAACAAGUGGAAAGUAUAGUGUGUGAGAUUGAACGUGAGAUUAUGGAAGAAGUGGUGCAUGAUACUGUGUGAUGAUUGAAAAAAGAAACAAGGUCUGACUUGGGUCACAUGGGGUAAUUCACGUGAUGAGAUGCCAUUCAUUUUUAAGGGUCAUGGGGACCAAUAUUAUUAGUCAUUGUUGGACUCAUUCUACUUGCAAAAAGGCAAAUUAAGUGUAGUGAUAAAACUAUAAUAGGAGUUGUUGCUUUUACUUUUUCUAAUGUAAUUACUAUUACUAUAUCUCAAUAAACAACUC